AUGAAGGAGGUACUUGUUGAUGAGACACCCAAAUGUAUUAAAGGGUUAGAGUUUGGGGCGCUAUCAGCCAAGGAGAUCAUUGCACAGUCAGAAGUUGAAGUGAAGACCAGAGAUCUUUAUGACUUGGAGCGAGGGAGAACAGCGAAGGAAUAUGGAGCAUUAGAUCCUAGAAUGGGCAUAAGUUCUAACAGCAAUGAGUGUUCUACAUGUCAUGGGAAUCUAGCGACCUGCCAUGGUCAUUUUGGUCAUAUCAAGCUUGCUCUCCCUGUGUUCCACGUAGGAUUCUUUAAGGCUAUUAUUCAAGUUUUACAAAGUAUCUGUAAGAACUGUGGAUCCAUCUUGCUUGAUGAGCAAACCAAGCGUCAAUUUUUGAGUGAGCUUAGAAAGCCUCAUCUUGAUAACGUGAGGAGAAUGAGAAUAUUGAGGAGAAUCUUAGAUCAAUGCAAGAAACAGAGAAGAUGCUUCAAAUGCAAACAUAUUAACGGUGUUGUUAAAAGAGCAGCAAGCGGUGCAGGUCCUGCAGCAUUGAAGAUCGUUCAUGAUACUUUUCGAUGGAUCGGUAAGAAACCAACUCCUGAGAAGGAAUUUUGGGACAAAGAGUUCGAUGAAGUUUUUUCUAGAAACCCUGAAUUGGAAAAGUAUAUCAAAAGAAUCUACGACGAUCUCAACCCUCUCAAGGUUUUAUAUUUGUUCAAACAGAUCACUCCCUCAGAUUGUGAAUUAGUAGGUAUUGAUUCCGCGAGGGGUGGCAGGCCCGAGACCUACAUUUGGAGGUAUUUACCAGCUCCUCCCGUUUGCAUAAGACCAUCUGUGAUGAUGGAUGCGCAAUCUAAUGAAGAUGACAUUACGGUGAAGCUUACUGAGAUUGUCUGGACUUCGUCUUUGAUCAAAGUCGGAAUAGAGAAAGGCAUUUCAAUUAAUAACUUGAUGGAGCAGUGGGAUUACUUACAAUUAUCAGUUGCUAUGUAUAUUAAUUCAGAUGCAGCAAAUCCUGCACUCUUGCCUUCUUCUGGAGGUAAUUCCAAGAACUCUAAACCAAUUAGGGGCUUCUGUCAAAGAUUGAAAGGUAAACAAGGUCGUUUCAGAGGUAAUUUAUCGGGUAAGAGAGUUGAUUUUUCAGCUAGAACAGUUAUUUCACCUGAUCCUAAUUUGAAGAUCGACGAAGUCGCUGUCCCAGAUAGAGUAGCUAAAAUAUUGACAUACCCUGAAAAGUGUACGAGAUAUAACAGGAAAAAAUUGCAGAAAUUAAUCCUCAAUGGUCCAAAAGUACAUCCAGGUGCAAAUUAUGUCAUGAAGCAAAACGAAUCAGCGAAAAGAAAUUUAAGAUUCGGUGACAGAGUUAAAUUGGCCAAAAAUUUGCAUAUUGGUGAUGUUGUUGAGCGUCAUAUUGAAGACAAUGACAUCGUUUUAUUUAACAGGCAGCCAUCGUUACAUAGGCUAUCUAUUUUGUCUCACUACGCGAAGAUUAAACCUUGGAGAACGUUCAGGUUGAACGAAUGCGUUUGUACACCUUAUAAUGCGGACUUCGAUGGGGAUGAAAUGAAUUUACAUGUCCCUCAAACUGAAGAAGCAAGAGCAGAAGCAAUAAAUUUGAUGGGUGUAAAAAAUAAUCUUUUAACUCCCAAAUCUGGUGAACCUAUAAUUGCAGCAACACAGGAUUUUUUGACAGGAUCGUAUUUAAUCUCUCAUAAGGACUCAUUCUUUGACAGGGCUUCUUUGGUGCAGAUGCUAAGUAUGAUGUCAGAUGCAAAUACUCAUUUUGAUUUGCCUCCUCCUGCGAUAUUCAAACCCGUUAUGCUCUGGACUGGUAAGCAGGUUUUCUCAUUAUUAAUUAGACCAAGCAAACAGUCUAAUAUUGUUAUUAAUUUGGAUGCGAAAAAUAAGACAUUCACCCCUCCAUUGACAGGAUUUCCAAGUGAGAUGUCUCCAAAUGACGGUUAUGUGAUUAUCAGAGGCUCAAAUAUCUUGAGUGGUGUUAUGGAUAAAGCAGUGUUAGGAGAUGGUAAAAAGAAUUCAAUUUUCUAUACGAUAUUGAGAGACUAUGGUCCCGAUGCUGCAGCAAAUGCAAUGAACAGAAUGGCAAAAUUAUGCGCAAGAUAUUUAGGUGACAGAGGGUUCUCUAUAGGUAUCAAUGAUGUUACACCCGGUUAUGACUUGAAGAGAAAGAAAGAGUUAAUGGUAGAGCAGGCAUAUUUAAAGUGUGAUGAGUUGAUCGAUUUAUAUAAUAGGGGUAAACUAGAAACCCAGGCUGGUUGUAAUGAAGAACAGACCUUAGAAGCAAAAAUUGGAGGUUUAUUGUCCAAAGUUAGAGAAGAGGUCGGAGAAGUUUGUAUCAAGGAACUAGAUUCAUUAAAUGCACCAUUGAUCAUGGCAACCUGUGGGUCGAAGGGAUCAACAUUAAAUGUGUCGCAGAUGGUUGCUUUGGUUGGUCAACAAAUUAUAUCAGGGAAUCGUGUUCCUGAUGGUUUCCAAGAUAGAUCAUUGCCUCAUUUUCCUAAGAAUUCCAAGACACCGCAAUCAAAAGGUUUCGUCAGGAAUUCAUUUUUUAGUGGUUUAACUCCAACUGAGUUUUUGUUUCAUGCCAUCUCUGGUAGAGAAGGUUUGGUGGAUACCGCUGUUAAGACCGCAGAGACUGGUUAUAUGUCAAGAAGAUUGAUGAAAUCUUUAGAGGAUUUGUCAUCUCAGUAUGAUCAAACAGUUCGUAAUUCAUCUAAUGGAAUUGUCCAGUUUACGUAUGGUGGUGAUGGUUUGGAUCCUUAUGACAUGGAAGGUGAUGCGAGACCUGUCAAUUUUGUUCAUCAAUGGGACCAUGCAUUGAAUAUAACUUUCGAUAUCAAUGAAAUUGGAUUAUUGCCAUACCAAGUGAUUGAGCUAGUCGACUCUGUUUUGAAACCUCUCGAGGAAAAGUUGGUUAGAUAUGACAAUUCAGGAAAUUUGUUAACAAUAGAAAAAUCAUCCGAAAUUGAAUAUAUAGACCAAAAUGAUUCAGAACGAGAGUUUUAUGCUUCUAUCAGAGAUUUCACAACCAAAAAGGCCCAAAAGUUAGCUGAAAUAAGAGAAAAGGUAAGCAUGAAGGCAUAUUUCAGACCUCCGUACGAAGAUGAAAUACUUGAGGAUGACGACGAAACCCGUCUUAAUACUGCAAAUCAAUUAUUAAAAAUAUCUAAGAAGUUGAUAAUUAAAUUUUUGGAGCAGUGUAUUUAUAAGUACGCAAGGGCUAAAGUUGAACCUGGUACUGCAGUUGGGGCUAUUGGCGCUCAAUCAAUUGGUGAGCCGGGUACUCAAAUGACUUUGAAAACAUUCCAUUUUGCAGGAGUUGCAUCUAUGAACGUUACUUUAGGUGUGCCUCGUAUUAAAGAAAUUAUCAACGCCUCCAAGACCAUUUCAACACCAAUCAUCAACUCUGUGCUUGUGAAUGACGAUGAUGAAAUCGCAGCAAGAGUUGUUAAAGGUAGGAUUGAAAAAACUUUGCUAGAGGAUGUUGCAUACUUCAUUGAUGACGUCUAUAAGAAUGAUAUGGCGUACUUGUCGGUAAAAAUCGAUCUUGAAACAAUCGAGAAAUUGCAAUUGGAAUUGACAGUUGACAAUAUAGCUCAAGCGAUAGUUGAUGCUCCAAAACUUAAAAUUCAAUCAUCAGACAUUUCAAUUACAACCGACAACAGGAUCAAUAUAUUAGUUUCUCAUAUUGAUUCCAAGAAUGAUGAUUCUCUUCUUAAUAAAGCUAACGAUUCUUCAUUGUUUUUUAAGAUGCAACAUUUAAAGAGGUCAUUACCUGGUGUUUGUAUCAAAGGACUCCCUAAUAUAUCCCGUGCAGUAAUUAAUAUUAAUGAUAAGAACAAGCGUGAGUUGUUAGUAGAGGGUUAUGGUCUUAAAGAUGUUAUGUCAACGGAUGGUGUUGUUGGCACCAAAACUUUUACCAACCACGUACUUGAAAUAUUUGAAGUUUUGGGAAUUGAAGCUGCACGAUCAUCUAUCAUCAGAGAGAUAGAUUAUACUAUGAGUAACCAUGGUAUGAGUGUCGAUCCUCGUCAUAUUCAAUUGUUAGGUGACGUUAUGACCUACAAAGGAGAAGUUCUCGGUAUCACGAGAUUUGGUUUAAGCAAGAUGAGAGAUUCAGUCCUCCAAUUAGCAUCAUUUGAGAAAACAACUGAUCAUUUAUUUGAUGCUGCAUUCUAUAUGAAGAGUGAUAAGAUCGAAGGUGUUUCCGAGUGUAUUAUCUUGGGACAGACCAUGAACGUAGGGACUGGUGCGUUUAAGUUAGUCAAGUCAUCGAAUUUUACUGCAGAUGACAUCAAACCAAAACCAGUAUUAUUUGAAGCAUUGUGUACAUAA
Messenger RNA from Priceomyces carsonii, 4332 nucleotides. Its product is annotated as DNA-directed RNA polymerase III core subunit. The transcript has a single exon. The record is from RefSeq and is a predicted model, not a curated record. Gene Ontology annotation, molecular function: DNA binding. Gene Ontology annotation, cellular component: RNA polymerase III complex. The coding region runs from base 1 to 4332 and encodes 1443 amino acids. NCBI's taxonomy places the organism in Eukaryota, Fungi, Ascomycota, Pichiomycetes, Serinales, Debaryomycetaceae. Gene Ontology annotation, biological process: DNA-templated transcription.